AUGGUUGUGUUGCGGAAUUCCUUCGGGCCGUCGUACCUGUUCACCAACGUCCGGACGUCACUCGGGAAAGCCGUGUCGGCGUUUGUGAAGGAGGGUGCUGGGGGGAAGGCAGGCGGCGUGGAGGUUAAGGGACUGGACUCGAAGGGGGAAGGGCUGGAAGACGGGGAGACCCGUCUCUGUACGGAGGUGCAAGAAGAUGGAUCUACCGAAUGGGGAGGUUUCGGCGGUAAGUUGGCGUUACCAGCCCCAGAGAUCAGCACCGCGGUGGGGGAAACGCUGCAGGCGCCAGAAAAGCCGAGGGGGAUGUUCGAGGACGUGGCCAACAACCAGGUGGUCAUGGCCGUGUACGCGAUGCCCCCCAAGGGGGAGCACGUGUGCCGCAUGCUUCCCGGGGUGGACGCGCUCCCCAAAACACUCCUGCCUCAGGACCUUGUCAGCCGCCGGCCCCCUCGGCUGAACCGCAACAUGAGCAUCGCGGAGAUGGGUUCCACAAAGUACAACCCGCAUCAGCAGCAGGGCGGACGUCACCAGGGUGGCUUCGGCGCCGGGCAGCGGAUGAUUAGGCAUCAGCUGGGAGGGGGCGGCGGCGGAGGAGGAUACCACGGGCAGUCGCAGGGGUAUGGCCACCAGCAGGGCGGAAGAGGUGGCAGGGGGGGUUACCACGGGGGCUACGAGGACAUGCAUCACAUGCACCAGCCCACGGGGAAUCGACGCUGGGGCUCUCAGGAGCCGACCCCCAAGCGGAACAGCGGGCGGGGAGGGCGCAACGGAGGAAACCAGGGCCGUAAUCACCAGGGGCGCAACAACCAGGGGCGUCAGCAGCACCAACGCCAGCACCAGCCGCACUAUCAGCACCAGCAGCAGGCGCCGCCUCCCCAGGGGUACUACGGGCAGACAGCACCGCCGCUGGUCGCGGCCCCCCCGCAGCAGCAGCAGCAACAGCCGGUAUUCUACGGGCAGCAACCGCCGCAGGCGGCGCCGGUGUACUACCAGCAGCCGGCACCCGUGGUGUCUACGGUGGCGCCUACCGCGUACUACGUGACUGCUCCCCAGCAAGCACCCCAGCCUGUGGCUGCCCACAGCUUCCAACACCCGGGGUAUGUGCAGCAGCAGCCGCAGCUGCUUCAACAGCCGCUACAGCAGCCUCCGCCGCAACAGCAGCAGCAGCAGGUCCCUCCAGGGGCAGCGGGCUUCCCCACGAUGGACUCGCUGCGCUCGAAGCUCGCCAACGCGCUCCUGCAGACGAAGGCACCCACAACGGCUGCGCCCCAGGGGGCGUUCUACGCGUACCCCCCUCAGCAGGGGGCGCCCAUCCCCCAGCAGCCGCACGCCGGAGCAGCUGUCCCAGUAACACAGCCUGCGGCAGCCGCAGGCACCGGAUACCCGGGCCAAAACAUCCGAUACGAUGAGAAGGGAAACCUCACCUGGGGAGGAGCUCCGUGGACCGGAGGUCCGCCUCGCUAGCGCGAUGGGGGGGUGCCCGCACCUGUUGGGUGUUAGCGUGUUAGCCGCGCGCGUUUGCCGUGCAGGCGGCGUUGAUUCGAGUGAGUCUUGGUUGUUCCCGAGGGAAGUGUUUGGCCUUGGGGGAGUUUUGUUUUGUUCAAGUAGGGGUCUGAGUUGAAGGGCAACGCGUCCUGGCGUGUACCCGAAGGAGUAUUUUAUUCUGACGGCAGUGUUUGACGGCCGUGUUGAUUGAAUUCCUCUCACCCUUUGGAGCUGUAGUAGGCCAGUAGGGAGGCAGCGGGUGAGAGAAGCGCACCUUGUGGUAGAGAUACCUGGCGAGCAAAAUAUGGUCUGAUUCCUUGGCCUGGAGGGGUGAGCUGGGGAGUUUGAUCGAGUGCCGCCACAAGCCCAUCCACGCCAUGCUUACAUCCCCCUUGCGGUGGAGCCUCCGAAACGCAACUCGUAGAUCCCCCAUACACAGCAGCCAAGCCCGAGGCAAUUGGCGCUUGCGGCGAUUUUCGGUUGGCAUAACUCGCGUCCUCCCGUGUAGGUAUGCAUGCGCUUCGUCAUUGCGCACACGGCGGGGAGCCUCUCAAGUACAAAUAAAGUAAAUUACAGGAAAUUCGUGUCUGUUGCCGUUUUUGUCCGUUCGAGAAGGCCGUUGGACUUGCGGGGAAGACCGUUGAAAUUGGCGGGGUAUUUUUUUUAUCAAGGGAAAGGUUUCCACCUAAUGCUAACUAACUGUUUUGUGGCGGCGGGUGGCUGUCGCGCUGUUGUCCUUUGGGUGGCGCAUCGUGGCUCUCCACACACUUUGUGGUGUGUUGGGUCGUGCACACCUGCUUACAGCACCAUC
Ectocarpus siliculosus is the source of this 2296-nucleotide messenger RNA. Lineage: Eukaryota; Phaeophyceae; Ectocarpales; Ectocarpaceae. The record is from the annotation of a GenBank genome assembly.